Messenger RNA from Seriola dumerili (greater amberjack), 2366 nucleotides. RefSeq names its product ATP-binding cassette sub-family D member 2-like. Gene Ontology annotation, biological process: peroxisome organization; long-chain fatty acid import into peroxisome; very long-chain fatty acid catabolic process. The record is from RefSeq and is a predicted model, not a curated record. Gene Ontology annotation, molecular function: ATP hydrolysis activity; ATP binding; ABC-type transporter activity. Lineage: Eukaryota; Metazoa; Chordata; Actinopteri; Carangiformes; Carangidae. Bases 138 to 2351 code for a protein of 737 amino acids. Gene Ontology annotation, cellular component: peroxisomal membrane. The transcript is spliced from 10 exons.
GCGGUACAUGUAUCUGGCUCACCUCACAUCAAUCCAGCCAUCAGAAGUCCUUCUCUCUUUUUAUACCGACGCGGGGAGUCUGGUUUGGGGGAUGGGUGUUGUAAGGAUCGUCAGCAGAGACGACUAACGUUUGAAAAAUGUCCAAUAUCCUCGAUGCGGCGUCCAAAGUGAAAUGGGACCGCACGGCUGCUGCGAAGCGAGCCGUGUUUCUUGCGGCUGCUGCUUACGGUGUCAAAACACUGUACCCCAUCAUCUGCAAUCAGCUCAGCAAAAACAAAGAUCCCAGGAAUAAUGGCCGGGUUUCAAAGGCGGAGAAUGGCUCUACUUGUUCGGGAAAAACACAGACAGAUGCUGUGGAUCACAGGAAGGCAUCCCCGGGUGUAAAUGCACAAUUUUUCAAGCAGAUCCUCGAACUUGGUAAAAUCCUCUUCCCCAAGCUUGUAUCCAAAGAGCUCGGUUUGCUCUCCUUGCACUCGGUGGCGCUGAUAUCCAGGACGUUUCUGUCUAUAUACGUGGCGAGCUUGGACGGCAAGAUUGUCAAAACGAUCGUGGAAAAGGAACCCAAGAGCUUCAUCAUCCAGCUGAUCAAAUGGCUCCUCAUUGCCAUCCCUGCCACGUUCGUCAACAGCGCCAUCCGGUACCUGGAGUGCAAACUGGCUCUGGCCUUCCGCACCCGCCUGGUGAACCAUGCCUACCGGACCUACUUCACCGACCAGACCUAUUACAAAGUUAGCAACAUGGACGGGAGACUCGCCAACCCGGACCAGUCUCUCACUGAAGACGUGAUGAUGUUUUCCCAGUCGGUGGCUCAUCUCUAUUCUAACCUCACCAAGCCUAUUCUGGAUGUGAUGCUGACCUCUUACACGCUGAUCCAGACUGCCAGGUCCAGGGGGGCCAACGCCUCCGGGCCGACCCUGCUAGCCGGGCUGGUGGUCUUUGUCACGGCGAAGGUCCUGCGUGCCUGCUCGCCCAAGUUUGGCAAGCUGGUGGCCGAGGAGGCUCACAGGAAGGGCUACCUGCGCUACGUGCACUCCAGGAUCAUUGCAAAUGCUGAGGAAAUAGCUUUCUACAGGGGACACAAGGUGGAGAUGCGUCAGCUGCAGAAGUGCUACCGGGCUCUGGCGGAGCAGAUGAACCUGAUCCUGUCCAAGCGUCUCUGGUACAUCAUGAUCGAGCAGUUCCUCAUGAAGUACGUGUGGAGCGGCAGCGGGCUCGUCAUGGUGGCCGUGCCGAUCAUCACGGCCACCGGCUUCGCUGACAACGAAACAGCAGAUGGUCAGACGCAGGUGUUGGUGAGCGAGAGGACGGAGGCUUUCACCACCGCCCGCAACCUCCUGGCCUCGGGAGCCGACGCCAUCGAGAGGAUCAUGUCCUCCUACAAAGAGGUCACCGAGUUGGCAGGCUACACUGCACGGGUCCACAACAUGUUUGAAGUGUUCGAGGACGUUCAGAGGGGUGUUUACAAGCGCUCCUCUCUAUCAGCCACAACAGGAGCAGAGAAGAAGAGCAAGCCUGAGAUGCACAUAGAUGGACCACUAGAGAUAAAGGGUGAAGUUAUAGAUGUGGACAAAGGCAUCGUGUGUGAAAACGUACCAAUAAUCACGCCCAAUGGGGACGUAGUAGUGUCAUGCUUGAAUUUUAAGGUAGAGGAGGGGAUGCACUUAUUAAUCACGGGGCCGAACGGCUGUGGGAAAAGCUCUCUGUUCAGGAUCCUCAGCGGCCUGUGGCCUGUUUACGGCGGCCGACUACACAAACCCUCUCCUCAAUAUAUGUUCUACAUCCCCCAGAGGCCCUACAUGUCCAUGGGUUCACUGCGGGACCAGGUGAUCUACCCAGACUCUGUGGAGGACAUGGCCGCCAGAGGCAUGCGUGACAAGGACCUGGAGGCCAUCCUGGACAUAGUCAACCUCAACCAUAUUGUCACCAGAGAGGGAGGCUGGGAUGCCGAGCUGGACUGGAAGGACGUGCUGUCAGGAGGCGAGAAGCAGAGGAUGGGCAUGGCUCGCAUGUUUUACCAAAAGCCUAAAUAUGCCCUGUUGGAUGAGUGCACCAGUGCUGUGAGCAUCGACGUGGAGGGAAAGAUUUUCCAGGCUGCCAAGGACGCCGGUAUCUCUCUGCUCUCCAUCACACACAGACCUUCCCUGUGGAAGUACCACACCCACCUGCUGCAGUUCGACGGGGAGGGAGGCUGGCGCUUCGAGCAGCUGGACACGGCGACACGCCUCACCCUCACAGAGGAGAAGCAGCGGCUGGAGGCCCAGCUGGCCGGCAUUCCCGAGAUGCAGCAUCGCCUCAACGAGCUCUGCAAGAUCCUGGGAGACGACUCUGUCCUCAAAACUGCUGAGGAGUGAGAGAGAGAGAGAGAG